Messenger RNA from Penicillium argentinense, 987 nucleotides. Its product is annotated as isopenicillin N synthase family dioxygenase. The coding region runs from base 1 to 987 and encodes 328 amino acids. The record is from RefSeq and is a predicted model, not a curated record. The transcript is spliced from 3 exons. Lineage: Eukaryota; Fungi; Ascomycota; Eurotiomycetes; Eurotiales; Aspergillaceae. Gene Ontology annotation, molecular function: dioxygenase activity.
AUGUCCGAGGCUAUUGACCUGUCCUUGUUGAAGGGUACCCCCCAGGAGAGGGCAGAAAUCUCCGCUGCGCUGCUUCAUGGUCUCAAGACUCGCGGUGGCGUCAAGUUGAAGAACCAUGGUCUGCCGGAUAAACUCGUGCACGAUCUCUUUGACUGGACUCGAAAGUUUUUUGCCCUGCCACACGAUGAUAAGAUGAUGGCCAAGCAUCCUCCCGAAGCAAAUCCAAACCGCGGAUAUUGCUAUGUCGGACAAGAGUCGAUUUCAAGUAUCAGUGGUUACGAGAAGGGCCUUCCGCAAGGCAAGUUCGUUCGCGACAUCAAGGAAACGGUCGACUUCGGUUCGCCGCGUGACGAUCUGGUCGAUAAUAUCUGGGUACCAGAGGAGAAACUGCCAGGCUUUCGCAAGUUCAUGGAAGACUUUUAUGAGACCUGCUUUAAGCUAGAGCUGGAAAUCCUCGCCUCCCUCGCUAAAGCCCUCGGUGUCGACGAGAACCAAAUGGUCGCCCUCCACAACAAAGGCGAGAACGAGUUCCGGAUCCUCCAUUACCCGGAAACCCCAGCAUCAGAACUGGCCGAUGGAACUGCGACGCGCAUCGCAGAGCACACAGACUUCGGUAGCAUCACCAUGCUCUUCCAGGACUCAGUCGGUGGCCUUCAGGUCGAGGAUCAGCAAAAUCCGGGCGUGUUCCGCGGGAUUGAGUCGGCUGAUAAGACAGAGAUCAUAUUGAAUAUCGGCGACUCAAUGCAACGACUCACGAAUGAUACUUUCCGGGCUGCAUGCCACCGUGUCACCUAUCCACCUUCUGUCAAGGUUGGCUCAGAGUCUGUCAUUCCCGAGCGGUACUCAAUCGCAUACUUUGCGAAGCCGAACCGAACAGCAUCGCUUUUCCCCUUCAAGGAGUUCAUCACGCCAUCAUAUCCCUGUCGGUACGAUGACGUGAAUGCAUGGGACUACCAGAAUCUUCGCAUUUCCAAGCUCUUUAAAUAA